AUGGCCGCGCCCGACGUGCGCGACCCCGCCGGACGGAUCUGCUCGAGCUCGCCGUCCCCUACGCCUCAAGUUCCUCCUGCUGGAGCCUCAAGUCCACCUCUGCCCCGCGCCAAGUCCUCCGCCCGCACGAUCCCGCUGCUGCCUGCUUCGCUCCAUCGAGCAAUGCCACUGCCGGAGUUCCUCGCCGCCGGGAACCGCCUCCCCAACCCUCGGACUGCCCGGAUCCGCCGCGCCCGCGGGUCCCCUGCCUCUGCAUCGCGCCUCUGCCCGUCUUCUGCAUCGCCGUGUUCUGCUGCUGCUUCUGUUGGAAACGAGCAGCGCCAGCUCGCCCGUUCGCCCGCGCCUUGCGUUGGCAGCGACCACCUCCACGCGCCUGGGCCAUCUCCGCUUCGCCCGUUGACCGGUCCACCUCUCCACCGACCGGGCCUUGGCCAUGGUGAGCAGAACCCCAACGCCGCCUCCUCUGUUCCUAUUGGGCUUGGCCCGAUUCUGCUACUGCGGAUGUCCUGCGCCCAGUAG
Aegilops tauschii subsp. strangulata is the source of this 519-nucleotide messenger RNA. The record is from RefSeq and is a predicted model, not a curated record. NCBI's taxonomy places the organism in Eukaryota, Viridiplantae, Streptophyta, Magnoliopsida, Poales, Poaceae.